AUGUCUAACCAUUACCUUGACAAACCAGUUCUGACGGUGCACCAGACCAUCAGCGAUGUGCGCGGGAGCUUCUACCAGGAGAAGACGGUGUUCUUCCGCUGUACUGUCAACUCCAACCCCCCGGCCCGCUUCAUCUGGAAACGAGGCACCAUUCCCAUAGAGCAGAGCAAGGAUCAAGGAGUGGACAUCUACGAACCGCUAUACACACAGGGGGAGACCGAGGUUCUGAAGCUGAAGAACCUGAGGCUGAAGGACUUUGCCAACUACACGUGCCAGGUGUCCGUUCGCAACGUGUGUGAAAUCCCUGAUAGCUCUGUCACCUUUCUCCUCACCAUCGGCACCACUCCCCCUGCUCUACGGCUUUCUGUCAACGAAUCCUUGGUGGUAGACCCCGGGAAGGACGUGACCCUGUCAUGCGAGGUGACCGCAGGAUUGCCUAAACCCACAGUCACCUGGUCGCGCUACCUCAACCCGUUGCCGAGAAACUCGUUGGUAAGAGACGGGACUCUGGAGUUGCGCUCGGUGACGCCCGCCGACUCAGGCUUCUACAACUGCACUGCAGUCAACAAUGUGGGGAACCCAGCCAAGAGGAACGUCAACCUCCUCGUCCGAAGUAUGGGUAACCUUACCUUCCAGAUCACACCCGACUCCAACAAGGACAGUGAGAGCAUCCAGAUGGGCCGUGACCUCAAGCUUUCCUGCCACGUGGAUGCGGAGCCCCAGGACAAGGUCAACUGA
Oncorhynchus gorbuscha (pink salmon) is the source of this 738-nucleotide messenger RNA. RefSeq names its product MAM domain-containing glycosylphosphatidylinositol anchor protein 1-like. Gene Ontology annotation, molecular function: axon guidance receptor activity. The record is from RefSeq and is a predicted model, not a curated record. Gene Ontology annotation, biological process: homophilic cell-cell adhesion; synapse organization. The coding region runs from base 1 to 738 and encodes 245 amino acids. NCBI's taxonomy places the organism in Eukaryota, Metazoa, Chordata, Actinopteri, Salmoniformes, Salmonidae. Gene Ontology annotation, cellular component: axon; neuronal cell body; plasma membrane. The transcript has 5 exons.